UCUCAGACUCAGUUGGUUGAUAAUGGUGGUGAAAUCCGUUUAGUCAGUUCCGCACUCAACUUAUUCACUUACUAUCAUGGAAAAAUCCAAAUCAAAACCCUCAUUUCCAGUAUUAAUAUCCCCUGAUUUUACAUUAUAACAUUCAAUUUAAGAAUCCAGUUUUAAUUUCUCAAUACAAUUUUAGAGAUAAUGUUAGGAGGAUUUAGGAUUGAUUCCUUUGAGAAUCCUCCUGCUGGUGGUGGUGGAGGAGGAUUGUUUUUAGAAUCAACUGUUCCGAUUUCUUUCGUUUCAUUCAUUUCAUCAAGAAUUGAUUGCUCAAAUCCUUCUUUUUGUUCUUCUUCAUCGUCAUCAACUAGGGUUUUGAAAAAAUUGGCUUCUAAUUCUUCUAAUGGAUUUUUUGAGAGAAAAGAGAGGGGAAUUAAUGGUUUUCUUAGUGUUAGUUUGUCAAGUAGUGGGAAUAGUGAGUAUGUGGAGGAAUCAUCCAAUAGUUUAUUGAAGCAGGAGAAUGGGGAGAAUAUGAUGAAUGUGGUGGAGGAAUCAGUAGAGAAGAAACAGACACAGAAGCAACAGAAUAGAAUUAGGUUAAGACAGAAAGGUGCUAUGAAUACUACUAAGCAUUUAUGGUCAGGUGCAAUUGCUGCCAUGGUUUCUAGAACCUUUGUGGCUCCACUUGAGAGACUAAAGCUUGAAUACAUACUACGUGGUGAGAAGAAGAAUCUCUUUGAACUCAUUAAGACAAUUGCUGCUAAUCAAGGCUUGAAAGGAUUCUGGAAAGGGAAUUUUGUCAAUAUACUUCGUACAGCCCCAUUUAAAGCUAUCAAUUUCUAUGCUUAUGAUACAUACAGAAAGAAUCUGCUCAAAAUGUCCGGGAAUGAAAGUACCACGAAUGUUGAGAGGUUUCUCGCUGGUGCUUCAGCUGGCAUUACUGCUACCAUACUCUGCUUACCAUUAGACACGAUCCGAACAAAGCUUGUAGCACCUGGUGGCGAGUCCUUGGGUGGUGUUGUUGGUGCUUUCCGACACAUGCUACAAACUGAAGGGUUCUUUUCACUGUACAAGGGCUUACUACCAUCUAUUCUCAGCAUGGCACCUGCAGGUGCUGUUUUUUAUGGAGUGUAUGACAUAUUGAAGUCAGCUUACUUACAUUCACCAGAAGGAAGAAACAGAACCAAGUACAUGAAUCAACAAGGACAGGAACUGAAUGCUUUCGACCAGUUGGAGUUGGGUCCCUUUAGAACCUUACUCUAUGGGGCAAUUUCUGGUGCUUGUGCUGAAGCUGCGACUUACCCAUUUGAAGUUGUGAGGAGGCAACUUCAAAUGCAAGUUAAGGCAACAAGGUUGAGUCCUCUGGCAACGUGUGCUAAGAUAGUAGAGCGAGGAGGCGUUCCAGCUCUCUAUGCAGGGCUAAUCCCCAGCUUAUUACAGGUUCUUCCGUCGGCUGGUAUAAGUUACUUCGUCUACGAGUUCAUGAAGAUAAUUUUCAAAGUUGAAUGAGCUUAUAUCAUUCAACUUUUCUGAAGUCUCUAACUGUAACCUCAAGGCUAAGUAAGUACUGCCUCAUUUCUUUCACUUGUAAGUAGCUUUUACUAUGAACUUCAAAACAGACAACACAUAGCCCUGCUAAGUUGCCGAUUACCAGGUCGAUCACCAUUAAGUGUCUGGUUUGAGAAGGAAGAGAAGAGAGCAAAGAAAUGUUAAAAUCUGAAUGGUCUGUACACGUCUGUUCAAAAAUGUGCAUGAUCAGAAGAAUAUGCUUUCCAGUUGCGAAUUUUGAACAUAAACAGUUUUUGCAAUUGAGAUUAGAAAGUUCAUUUCA
This is a messenger RNA of Papaver somniferum (opium poppy), 1816 nucleotides long. Its product is annotated as probable mitochondrial adenine nucleotide transporter BTL3. The record is from RefSeq and is a predicted model, not a curated record. NCBI's taxonomy places the organism in Eukaryota, Viridiplantae, Streptophyta, Magnoliopsida, Ranunculales, Papaveraceae. Gene Ontology annotation, biological process: transmembrane transport. The transcript has 4 exons. Bases 190 to 1494 code for a protein of 434 amino acids.